Messenger RNA from Rotaria sp. Silwood1, 459 nucleotides. Lineage: Eukaryota; Metazoa; Rotifera; Eurotatoria; Philodinida; Philodinidae. The record is from the annotation of a GenBank genome assembly.
AUGAAACAAUUUUUAUUGUAUUAUUUUGUGUGUAUUCAAGCUAAUUAUAAUGGUUUUAAUAUUUUUCCAUUUAAUUCUACAGUUCUUUCAAUGUCCGAUACCUUAGAUUCAUUAAAAAUAAUUUCAUUACGAGGAGCUAAUUGGAUUGGUGUUAAUUUUUUUCUUCGACAAGAUAAAAAUAUCUCAAAUGAAAUAUAUUUUGAUGAAAGAACUCCAACUAAAGAUGUAUGGUCUAGUUUUAUAAAAGAAGCACAUAAAUAUAAUUUAUGUGUACUUCUUAAACCACUUGUAGUCUGUGAUGCUUUAUCGAUUGGAUUAGAAUUAAUACAAAUUUCUAAUCAAGAUUAUACAUUCUAUUGGAAAACAUUAAUUCGAACUAUUCGAUCAGGAGGUUAUUCAGGAUUAUUAACUUAUUGUUCAAUAUUCUAUCCAUUAGAAACACAACAAAUUCAAUUUUGA